This is a messenger RNA of Pocillopora verrucosa, 2106 nucleotides long. The record is from RefSeq and is a predicted model, not a curated record. NCBI's taxonomy places the organism in Eukaryota, Metazoa, Cnidaria, Anthozoa, Scleractinia, Pocilloporidae.
GUCACCUCACAAUCGACUGAGCACGGUUUGACUAGCUGACGUGAACGACGUAAAUUUGUUCAUCGAAAGAUUUAUACCAUACGUAGAUAGUUGUGAUUUCUCUUGAUUUUACAAUGUUCGGUCUUCAGUGUGUUAGUUCUUUAAGAGGUGCAUUCGCCAGAAGCAAGAAAUGCCUUCCUGCUGUUCAAAAUGCUGUUGGAAAGAUGUCGACGAGUUCUGAUCCCAAAGAUCCAUCUUUCACUCAAAUGUGUGAGGGGUUCUUUGAGAAUGCGAGAGUAUUCGUGGAACACAGGUUAUUAACCAAGCCUGAUCCACCAGGUUAUCGUCCAGAAAAGUUUGAAGACAAGCAACACAGGAUAAAAGGGACACUAGAUGUUAUGAAGCCAUGUGCAGAUGUUCUUUCAGUAAUGUUUCCUAUCAGACGAGAUAAUGGUGCAUUUGAGCUUAUCCAGGGUUAUAGGGCACAGCACAGCCAUCACAGGACUCCGUGCAAAGGAGGUAUUAGGUACAGUGAUGAUGUUGAUAUUGAUGAAGUACAGGCAUUGGCCACUCUUAUGACGUACAAAUGUGCAGUGGUAGAUGUUCCUUUUGGUGGUGCAAAGGGUGGCAUCAAAAUUAACCCUUCAAAAUACUCACAACCUGAGCUGGAGAGGAUCACACGCCGAUUCACUGUGGAGCUUGCUAAAAAGAAUUUCAUUGGGCCUGGUCUUGAUGUUCCAGCCCCAGACAUGGGAACUGGGGAGAGAGAAAUGAGUUGGAUUGCUGACUCCUUUGAUAUGACUUUAGGUUAUGGUAACAUGAAUGCAUAUGCUUGUGUCACUGGGAAACCAAUUCAUCUUGGAGGAAUUCAUGGAAGAGUGUCAGCCACAGGAAGGGGUGUUUACCAUGGAAUAGAAAAUUUUAUAAGUUCAGAAAAAUAUGCUAAAUUGGUUGGCCUAGAACCUGGUCUUCGAGGGAAGACAUUCAUAGUUCAGGGAUUUGGUAAUGUUGGUCUUCACACCUGUCGUUAUCUUCACCGUGCAGGAGCUAGGUGUAUUGGGAUCAUGGAGAGAGAUGGAAAUCUCUUCAAUGCAGAUGGAAUUGAUCCUAAAGAACUUGAGAACUACAAACUGGACAACAAUGGCUCAGUUAAAGGAUUCCCAGGUGCAAAGAUGACCGAGGAGAACCUUCUAGAAGCAGAAUGUGACAUAUUAGUUCCUGCAGCCAACGAAAAACAAAUCACCCUUAAAAAUGCCCACAAAAUCAAAGCAAAGGUUAUUGCUGAGGGGGCAAAUGGACCGACCACACCUGAGGCAGAGAAAGUUCUAAUUGAAAAUAAGAAACUCGUUAUUCCAGACUUGUAUUUGAAUGCGGGAGGUGUGACGGUAUCCUAUUUUGAGUGGCUGAAGAACAUCAAUCAUGUCAGUUUUGGACGUUUGACUUGGAAAUACGAGAAGGAGGCAAAUUUUAAUCUUUUAGGUAGCGUCCAAGAAAGCCUGUAUAAUCAUUUCAAGGAAGCCAUUCCAAUCAAACCGUCGGCUGAGUUCUUGCAAAAGAUCGCUGGCGCGAAUGAAAAAGAUAUUGUUCAUUCUGGAUUGGAGUUCACCAUGGAACGAUCAGCUAAGCAAAUUAUGCACUGUGCUAGUGAGUACGAACUGGGUCUAGACAUAAGGACAGCUGCGUAUAUCGUGUCCAUGGAAAAAGUCUACAACACAUACACUGUGGCUGGUUUCACAUUUACAUAAUCCUCCUGUGAAAAUUGACCAGUGAUUAAUUCUUAGAUAAUUUUCAUUUGGCUAAAUUUAUGAAUGAGCUUUUCCAUGGAGGAUAUUUAUUGUAAAAGCAUCUACUGCAGCGGUCAUGCGUCCAUGAUGAUUGUGUGUCUGUGUAAACUGGAUGAAAUGAAUGACAACGUUUUGUUGCCUUUUCUGAAUUUUGAAUCACAUAGCAGUCGCAUUCUUUGGUCAUAGCUGUUCUUGAAACAACGACACUUGACAUAGCUGUCGCACUUUUUAGGUCAUAGUUGUUUUUGAAACCGCGACGUUACGACAGAAAUAGACAAUAAAAUGAGAAAAUGAGAAAAUGUUCCAUCAAUAAAUAACGGAAAGCUCUUGUCACUUUUAAUGG